UAGCAUUUCACUGAUACCUAAGGUGUUUUUUUCCUAACCUCUCUGCUCUCUGGUGAUAGGCUAUCCAUUCUGACAAUAACUGAGAAUGUUUCUGCCUGGAAGGAAAGAUGACAUCAUCAGGGGUUCUUUAACUUAAAGAAAAGGCAAGAUUCGCGCAGCUUUCCGGAAAUAAAUUGCGGUUGUGCGCAUGCGCCCCUUCGGUGUGGGCAGUGCGGGUGUGAUGCUGGGGGAGCAACGACAUCUGGAAUCAUCUUUCAGAUGAAACACUUCAGGUGCAGAGUAUCCUGGACACUUUUAUGGGGGUGUCUGAAACAGCUUCCCUUGUGACUGAACUUCUAAAUUUUCCUGCCUGUUAAAAGAAAGAAUGCCUGAAAUAAAAGUUACUCCUUUGGGAGCUGGCCAAGACGUGGGCCGCAGCUGCAUCCUGGUGUCCAUCGCCGGGAAGAACGUCAUGUUGGAUUGCGGGAUGCAUAUGGGUUAUUAUGAUGAUAGGCGCUUUCCUGAUUUUUCCUACAUCACCCAGAAUGGGAGGCUGACCGAUUUUCUGGACUGCGUCAUCAUCAGUCAUUUCCACUUGGACCACUGCGGGGCCCUUCCGUACUUCAGUGAGAUGGUCGGCUACGACGGGCCCAUCUACAUGACCCACCCGACCAAGGCCAUCUGCCCCAUCCUCCUGGAGGACUUCAGGAAAAUCACCGUGGACAAGAAAGGGGAGACCAACUUCUUCACCUCCCAGAUGAUCAAAGACUGUAUGAAGAAAGUCGUGGCCGUCCAUCUCCACCAAACGGUCCAGGUGGACGACGAGCUGGAGAUCAAGGCUUAUUAUGCAGGGCACGUUCUUGGGGCAGCCAUGUUCCAGAUCAAAGUCGGCUCUGAGUCUGUGGUUUACACUGGUGAUUAUAACAUGACUCCAGACCGGCACUUAGGAGCCGCCUGGAUUGACAAGUGCCGCCCAGACCUGCUCAUCUCCGAGUCCACCUAUGCCACCACCAUCCGGGACUCCAAACGCUGCAGAGAGAGGGACUUCUUGAAGAAGGUCCACGAAACGAUUGAACGAGGAGGGAAGGUCCUGAUUCCAGUGUUUGCCCUGGGACGUGCACAGGAGCUCUGCAUUUUGCUGGAGACCUUCUGGGAGCGCAUGAACCUGAAGGCCCCCAUCUACUUCUCCACCGGCCUGACGGAGAAGGCCAACCACUACUACAAGCUCUUCAUCACCUGGACCAACCAGAAGAUCCGGAAAACGUUCGUCCAGAGGAACAUGUUUGAGUUCAAGCACAUCAAGGCCUUCGACAGGGCCUUUGCCGAGAACCCGGGGCCGAUGGUUGUCUUUGCCACACCCGGGAUGCUUCACGCGGGGCAGUCCCUCCAGAUCUUCAAGAAAUGGGCUGGCAACGAGAAGAACAUGGUGAUCAUGCCCGGAUACUGUGUACAGGGCACCGUGGGCCAUAAAAUCUUGGGCGGCCAGCGGAAGUUGGAAAUGGAAGGUCGACAAAUUCUAGAAGUGAAGAUGCAGGUGGAAUACAUGUCCUUCAGCGCCCACGCCGACGCGAAGGGCAUCAUGCAGCUCAUCCGGCAGGCCGAGCCCCGCAACGUCCUCCUGGUCCACGGCGAGGCCAAGAAAAUGGAGUUCCUCAAGCAGAAGAUCGAGCAGGAAUUCCACGUGAACUGCCACAUGCCAGCCAACGGAGAAACAGUGACCGUGUUCACCAACCCCAACAUCCCGGUGGACGUCUCCCUUGCGCUGCUGAAGAGAGAGCGUGCAGUUGGUCUCCUGCCGGACUCCAAAAAGCCAAAGCUCAUGCAUGGGACCCUGAUCAUCAAGGAUGACCACUUCCGCCUGGUUUCGCCUGAGCAGGCCCUCAAAGAGCUGGGUCUGGGGGAGCACCAGCUGAGGUUCACCUGCCGGAUCCAUUUUCAGGACCCCCGCAAGGAGCACGAGACAGGGCUUCGUGUCUACAACCACCUCAAGAGCGUCCUGAAGGAUUAUUCCGUGCAGCAUCUCUCCGACUCCUCGAUCAUGGUAGAAUCCAUCCUGAUUCAAGUUACUGUGCAGUCAGAAGAUCCUGCUACCAAACUGCUCCUGGUGUCGUGGACGUACCAGGAUGAAGAAAUGGGAAGUCACGUGACCUCCUUGUUAAAGAAGGCACUGCCCCAAAUUACAGCGUAAGCGUGGAUCGCCCAUGGACGCCUCCAGCAGUUCCAAGCCUCCCAAAACCUAGCGAGCUAUGUAAAUAUUUAAAGCAUGCCAACUUCAGGGUCUUUGUGUGCAUUGAAAUAAAGCUGCCGUAGUUUCAGUAA
Molecule: messenger RNA, 2298 nt
Organism: Varanus komodoensis (Komodo dragon)
Lineage: Eukaryota; Metazoa; Chordata; Lepidosauria; Squamata; Varanidae
Gene: INTS11
Product: integrator complex subunit 11
Exons: 19
Coding region: 365-2167 (600 amino acids)
Biological process (GO): snRNA processing
Cellular component (GO): nucleus
Source: RefSeq, a predicted model, not a curated record